ACGUGGCGCCGCUGGCUACGAGAUUUCGAAUAUAUAUUCGGGUAAUUAUUUUGUAUUUUCUUCGAAAUCAGAUACCGUUCUGGUUUUUAGAGAAGGCGCGGUUGUUGAGAGAGAGGGGCUUGUCAGAGGAAGAAAGCUUGCUGCAAUCUCGAAAUUCUGGGAUAAUAUAGAGCAGGCGUGGGACGGCAUUCCAGAGAGACAAAGCGUGGUGUAAUCGCAAAAGAGGCCUGAUUUUUCAACAAAGAAGGUUUGAGGCUGGCAAGCCUAUACUCAUGUACAGAGAGGGUGUCGAGGUUAGAAUCUUAAACCCUAAUUCCUCGUUCCUUUUAACUUGAUUUUCUUCUUCCUUUUGUUUCUCGUUCCUUUUACCUUGAUUUUCUUCUUCCUUUUGUCUCUAUUUCCUCCAUUAAUCUUAUGACCUCUGAACCCUAAUCCACGAAUUUUCUCCUCUCUUCUCUCUGCAAUCCAAGAACCGGUCUUUCCUUUCUGUGUUGCCGUUCCCUUCUUCGCUCAAAGUUGAAUCCUAGUUUCGAUUGCAUCUUUUCUAAUUCCUUUAAACCAAAAAGAAAUCCUGAUUCAAAAACCUGUCGAACCUUAAAUUUCCCUUUCCCUGACCAAAAAGCCUAAUUUUAUCUUUUUUGUUAUCGUUUCCUUCUUCUUGCAAAAUAAAAAACCCUAAUUUUCUUUUCUCUUGUGUUUUUUUUUAUCCCUGUUACCCCAACCUCUUAUUUCCUCUCAUCUCUCAUUAAUCCAAAAUACUAAUUCCUCCUCUUCCUGAAACCCUAAUUUUCCUAUUCUGAGACCCCUAAUUCCACCUUCCUCUCAACCAUGCUUUCAACCCCUGGUCGAUCUCCCCGCUAUCUUCCUGAACCAGACUCUUCAGAAACCCCAAUUCAUAGUUAUCUCAAAAAGCCCAAGUGCGCACACCCUAAGGUCCUUGAUGAAGACUCUUAUGUGGCCGCCAUUGAAAAGAUCGUCGAGCGAGACUUCUUCCCUGAUAUACCCAAGCUCCAAGAUCGCCUUGACUGGCUCGAAGCAGCUCGGACAGGUGAUCCAAUGUCCAUUAGAGACGCACAGCUCAAGAUCCUAGAGAGAAGGAAUCCAGGUCUAGCCCAUCCCAAUGCUCCCACUCCCACACCCACACCUGGCUCUGAUUUUGGCUUCACACCAUUGAGCCACUUGAACCCACCUGACACGCCUCCUGGUCCAGUGAAUGAGUCCCUGUCGCUUAAUGAGUUCUUUAAGAAAUACACCAGUGAGGAUAACCAGAGCUUCUCGGAGAUUAUGCAGACGGUUAAUAGAAAAAGAGAAGAGAAGUUACAAUAUUUGCUUAAGGGUGAAGUUCCGGCUGAUUCGCUAGAAAUUGGACUGAAAACUGAUGGUUAUGGGACCUCAGGGCAACCAGUUGAUACAUUAAAAGGCUGGGGUUUUGAGGCAAAGAACCUCCUGAUGUAUGAUUCAUCUAAUAGGAGUGAGGCACCACUAACUGAGGCUGAAAAGAUUGAGAGAGCAAAGGGGUUUACAAAGGAGAUUAAUAGAGAAAAUACGAGGUUUCAUGGCAAGGUUUCAGAGCUUAGGCCACGAGAAGAGGACCCAGUUGCUAUUCUUUACACUCCCGUUCCCGGCCAAACGCCGGGAACUUGGCCUUUCCCCAGCAGGGCUUCUGAUAGUUCAAAGAAAUAUGACCUUGAAGUCUUGAGGAAAACACCCGAUAAUAAAGGCGCUGGAAAAUAUGGGUUUGUUAGAACACCUUCUCCUAUGCCCGGUGUGGAAGAAUCACCCUUUAUUACAUGGGGUGAGAUUGAGGGUACACCGGUGAGAUUGGAUGGCGAGGAUUUUCCUGUGGGUGGUGAAGAUGGGCCCCAGUUCAGGAUCCCCGCUCCCCCAUUGAGAGAUUCGACUGCUCAUAAUCUCUCUAGAGAGGCAGCAAGGAGGCUGAGAGAGAAAUCGGGGGGUAUGAGAGAGAAACCACCACUACCCAUAAGAGCUCGGAGUAGAAGCGCAAGCCCAGGCGUGCGGACAUUAUCGUCGGCUGCACAAAAGUUUGUGAGGAGCGUUAGAGCAAAGGUAUCAAGUACAGUGGAUGAAUCACUUCGAGCUAGCUAUAGGGCAAGCCCAAGCCCACGGGUUCCCACCAGGUUUGCAAGGGAUGGGAGCUUGGGGUCAAAUAGGUCUCCCUCUGUGAGAGAGGGCAGCAAUCCCCCUUGGUAAGGUUCAAAGGCUAGUGAAAUGGUUGUUGUAUGUGUUUGUUAUCUGGCUUGGUGGUUAGGGCGUUAGACCUCUGCUUCGCAUAUGGCGAAGAAGGUUCUAAUCCUAGCCUACCUACUGCCUCUUUCCCCUCCCCCUCACCCCCCAAAAAGGGAAACAGAAAAGGUAAUGGAGAACAAUUAUGAGAUAAGAUGAGUAUAACCAAUAAUUUUCCUCUUUUUUUCUGUGAUAAAUGAAGUUAAAUGAUCUCCCUUUUCAUGAGAUAUGUAUUUCUAUCUUCUCUUUCCUGUGGGUUGGUCACUGUAUUUGGAGGCAUUGUGUACAUUGAAGUUGUGGCUCUGCUCAGUUUGUUUUGCAUUUUUCGCAUUUGUUUGGUUUAUCUGAAAGUUGUUGUGAUGUGUUAUCACAGAAAUUAUGAGGUUUCAUUGAUUGGAUUUGCUUGAUUAACUUUCAUGAUGAUUUAGUUGAUAUGGUGCAUGUAAAGAUAAUGCAUGUCAUCUUUUUUAUUUU
Molecule: messenger RNA, 2718 nt
Organism: Amborella trichopoda
Lineage: Eukaryota; Viridiplantae; Streptophyta; Magnoliopsida; Amborellales; Amborellaceae
Product: DGCR14-like protein
Cellular component (GO): catalytic step 2 spliceosome
Source: RefSeq, a predicted model, not a curated record